This is a messenger RNA of Trichoderma breve, 5100 nucleotides long. Its product is annotated as vacuolar membrane-associated protein iml1 domain-containing protein. Gene Ontology annotation, cellular component: GATOR1 complex. NCBI's taxonomy places the organism in Eukaryota, Fungi, Ascomycota, Sordariomycetes, Hypocreales, Hypocreaceae. The record is from RefSeq and is a predicted model, not a curated record. Bases 1 to 5100 code for a protein of 1699 amino acids. Gene Ontology annotation, biological process: negative regulation of TORC1 signaling; intracellular signal transduction; positive regulation of autophagy. The transcript has 8 exons. Gene Ontology annotation, molecular function: GTPase activator activity.
AUGUCCCGAUAUGUCGGCGCAGCACCAUCGGCUCCGCGGAGGGGACCGCAUUGGUCCCAUCACCUUCGACAGUCGAGCUCGACCAACUCAGACCGCGCAUCCGAGAUAUCUGCCGCCUCGCCCAGGAGUGUUUCUACGCAUUCGACUGUCAAGGACGUAAAGGAUGAGAAGCCGCGAAAGACUGAGCGCUAUUGCGCCGUCACUCUCAAUGACGGAUAUUCGCGAGAUGAGGUGUUGCUAAACCUGGACCUGAUUGGUGGUGAUAUCAAGCCAGGCACCUUGAUGUCCAUCGCCGUCCUGAAAUCGGAAUCUGUGAAAUCGGCGGCGGGAUUUGGCGGCCUCAAGAAACAGUCGCAUGAGGACAAUGGCAGCUUGCGAUACCAACACAUCGGCCCCUGCGACCCGAGCUCCCUCGGCGACCAGUACAUCUUUGUCGCCAAGGAUAUGCCCAAGGAGACCAAAGCUCGGCAUCCUGAUAUCGAAGUACAAGUUGUUAAGCACAUUGCGGACAUAUUUGGAAUGAAGAAGGGGUCCAUUGUCCUACUGGCACCAGUUGAUAAUGACCACCCGGUUACCGAAGCUACACACGUGGAGAUGAUAUUUAAGGAUCAGUAUCUAUCACGAGCAGAUAUGUGGAGGGUAGCCGUCGGGGAACUCACGCAGCGGACCGUAUAUAAAGGACAGUCCCUCCUCUUUUUGGGCACGAUAAAGGCACAAAUCACGACAGUCUAUGUUAAUGGGAACAGCGUCCAAUCCGCUUACUUUGGCCGAGAGACGAGGCCGAUAUUUCGCAGCGAGUCAGCUAGAUAUGUCCUCUUCAUCCAAAUGUCCAAAGAGAUGUGGGACUUUGACUCCGACAGCUCUGGCGAAAUCAUGUUCAAUAAAGUUGUCAACGGGUUUCUGCCAGCCCUCUUUAAGAGGUGGGCCGUGCUCAAGGUAAAACACUUGGUCAGCAUUGUCCUCUUUGCUCGUGUCGAAUAUGAUACGGGCUUGACCAAUGAGCUGGACCCCUAUGGGAACCGGCGUCCAUACAAAGACUUCUAUCGAGUCGUAGUGAGUGAAAUGGCUAGUGGAGAGUGGACCAAGAUCCUGUACCAGCUGAAAAGGCAAUUGAACUACUUUCGAAAAGACAUCACUCUGCAUCACCAGACGGCAUUAGAUGGCCUGAAAGAAGGUGCAUCUGGAAAUGAGGCAGCCAGUCGAAUCAGAGCCGAGUCUUCCUUUUCCAUCCACGGCAAUAUUCUGGAGGCCAUUAACCUCGCUUGCGCACAAUUUGCUCACGAUUAUAUUGACCGGGACUUGACCAGGACGGGCAUCUCCAUCGCCGUCAUUAGCGCUGGCGCUGGCAUCUUUGAAGUGGAUUAUGAGACACUGCGAAGAACUACAGAAGCCCUUGACGACGACGAUGAUUUCAAAAUAAGAUGCCGGAUGUACGACCUUCAGAUGCGGAGCGCACUUGAUACGAAUGAGAUCGAAAUCACCCCGCUGCACUCGGACCCUCAUUAUCCCAGCGAUAUCUUUGAGAAGAGUAGCUUCUUGAAGAGACGCCAAGAGGCGAUUGGCGAUAUCUGGUACAACCCCCCGACUCGUCUUCCGGAUCACCUAUACGAUACCAUCCAGGGGAUUCAGAGGUUCUCGCCCGAAAGGCAUGCGCGGCCCGCGGAAAGACCUUCUUGGAGACAGCUACAGGAAUUUGAUGAUUCUAGAGCCAUCCUGACUCGCCACAAGCGCCACCACCACCAUAGCUCGGAAGCAGGUGGCAGGUCGGACGAGACUCGAAGGCAUCAUAUGGAGGACUUGAACGUCCUGGGCUCUUCUCUCCCAGAAAAGAAAUUAUUCAAUAAUGUCCCUUCGGCUAGGAAGCUCUCCAUGAACCAAGCAGAGAUGGAGAAACCGAACAUGUUCUCAAAGCGAAAACUACCAGAUCCGCUACCUCUGAAAGAAUCGCCUUCUACACAGCAAUUACCACUGCCGGCCCCCAAAUUUAUGAAACAAAUCAGUCUUGGGCACCGAGGAUUUGGCAUAGCAGCUCCAAAGAUUGCAGCAGCCGAAGUGAAAGCAGAAACUGUCAAUGCAGCCGUUACCAAGUCAAACGCACCACCAACUCCUCGGUCACGUCCAGAUUUGAGGCCGUCCACUCCGCAAACAAUCCGAAGCCAAUCGCCAUUCUCAGUUAACAGGCUCAAGCCGGAGACGACUGAUCCUGAAAUGGUGAGAAUGUCAUCAACGCCAAGCAUCCCCAUCCUGAAGAAAAACGGGUCGAAUCGUCACGAUAUGCAUUUGUACAACCUAAAAGCGGGAACACCUGCACAUACUUCAAUAUCCCGCGCUCAUGGUGACAGUCCCGAAGAUGACAGCGAGUUGUAUCAAAACAUGUUCCGCACGGAAGAUCACAAAGUCGUCCUGAGCAAACUUCGUGCAGGAGUUGGCGUGACACCGGAGCCUCCUGUGACGGUUUCGCCAUCUUCGGCAAUCAGUCCUUGGCUGGUGUUGUUGAAUCCAUCUGAUCCAGAGAAGAAUCAGAUAGACGCGGCCAACUUGUACACGCGCUGGCAGCACAUCUUUCCUCGCAUCUCCGAGAUGAAAAUACAGAAAUGGAAAGCCCUCUGCUGCCCCGCUGCAGUUCCAUUGACGACUGAAUACUUUCCUACUAGAGCCCAGUUCGAUACCGAGUAUCAGAGGCACCCUUACAACGUGGAUCAAAACGCAGACGAUGACGAAGAACCAAAGACUCGACAAGAAUUUAUCAGCGAGCUGAUUAGUCUCCGAUUUUCACAAGGAUUUCAGGUGGUAGUUGGUCCAGCCGUGGCGAGAGCAUUUGGCCAAAAGGUGAUCAAGCUCGGAGACAUAUUCUCGCGUGACCAAGUUCUUGAAGACGGCACGAGUAUAUUCAUGUCUGUCGGCAACAUUAUUCAUCAGCUCUCAUGCGUAAAUGGGACUGAGGUAGAAGUCAACAUCUACAUUAGAAAACCCACGGCAGACAUGUCAGGAUUGCCAGAGGGAUUCUCUCCCAUGUACAAGCCGGCCAUCCGAACGCUGUUUGAUACAGACUAUGAGGCCCGACAUAUAGAACUGCUAUCGAUUCCAAGGCCCGACCGUAACUGGAACAUGAUUGAUUCGUACGCUGCGGGUCAUCACGAUGAAAUGAUGGAGAGCCUGCGCUUCUGGAGGGCCCGAUUCGUCCUCAUCCCACUGGUCGCCCACAAUCCUUCGGUGCCCAGGACCCAAAACGGUCUAUAUCCUGAAGAAAUCAGGAUAGAGGGCAUCAAGCGGUUGGCACAGCUGUGGCAGAAGAAUCGCUACAUACCGCCAUCGGAACGCCGGUUCCAAACUGCCAGAGGGCGCAGGCAGCUGGACCGUAGUCCUCUGGAUAUUGUCUACAAGACAGAGGAUCCGUCCGUUGUCAUUGCAGCUGAGCUGGAAACACUACCCCUAAUCGAGGGCCUCGAGGGCGGCAUGAGUAAGAAGCAUCAGCUCGUAUCGAGGAAAGACCGAUUUGAAAAAUCCAACUUGAACUUUUCUGUCUUGGCCGAAGCUAUGCAGCAGCCAGUGGAACAGGGCGGCGUGCCUCUGCGGAACCGCCGCUGGCAUCUUCGUUUGCAUUAUCACUCUUUCCUCGGGUCUGAUAUGACAACGUGGCUAUUGGAGAACUUUGAUGAUCUCGAGACGCGUGAAGACGCAGAAGAUUUAGGCAAUGCUCUGAUGUCUAAGGGGCUUUUUGUGCACGUCGAAAGACGACACCGUUUCCGAGACGGUAAUUACUUUUACCACAAGAAGAAGGAAAAUCCCCUGCCCUUGACACCCAUGACGGAGUCGUCCAUGGGCUCGGCACAUAUAGCCAAGAGUCGCCCCAAGGUUAUCCUCAGCAAGGUCAUCAAAUACGAUGUGGAUCCUAGGAAGAGGUCAUAUCGCCCUGAACGGAUUGACCUACACUACGACCGCCUUCACAACCCAGACAACUGCUACCACGUGAGGAUCGACUGGAUGAACGCAACAGCCAAGCUCGUGGAAGACGCUGUCGAUGUUUGGGAGCGCGAGGCUAGCCAGUACGGCCUUCGCCUCGUCGAGGUCCCCAUAAGGGAGUCCAGCGGCAUCACGGAGGUCAAUCCCUUCCGUAAGCCAUUCCCCAUCAAGCUUGCGGUCCAGCCACCCGACAAGCAGCCCGAGACGUUUUACGAUCCAAACUCUCUGGGACCGCAGACGGUCCCGACGAAGCACUUUUAUCAAAAAUCUAUACUGCGGCACUUUGACUUUGUGCUCGAUAUCGAGGCGGCCUCGAAUUAUCCCAGCAAUGUAGACAUUAUCUACUCUUGGGGGCGUCCGGAUUACAGAUACACGCAGUACAUUCAUCGCUCGGGAGUCCUUCUCGCCCAGGUGACGGAUGAUGGCAACUUCAUCGUGUUGGCAAACAGGCUGUACGGCAGAAGAGCUGUGAAGGAGAGAGAGGCCGCGGCACGGAACAUGGCCCCGAUGGAGCCGCCUCGUCGCUUAACGGACGGAAUCGGCCCACGAGUACCCUCGUACGACUCCUUCAACCUCUCGGAAUCAGUCAUGGCGGGCUCCUCGAUGCAUCAUGCUGCUCAUCAGGGGCACCUGCAGCACCAUCACCACGGUGGGAUACAUCAACACCAGCAUCACCACCACUAUCACCAUCCAUACCACCACUACUCGCCCAGCAUCAAGGCUGUCAACAUGUCCGGCCCGACCAGCGACAGCCCCGUGGGCAAAAGCUCGAGCCAGCAUCAUCAGUUCCAUUCCUCCACCAACCCCACAGCUCAUCUUGGCGAGCCCGAGGCCAUCAAGGAAGAGCUCGAGGCAUUCUGUUCCGAUGCCGCCGCCCUCGAGGCGUUUUACAAGGAGACGCUAGAAAAGGCCCAGCACAUCGAGGGCACGCCCGCCGUCGCCGCGGCGGCCGGUCCACCGGGCUUGGAGGCCGUGCCUGAGGCGAGCAUCCCGUCGUUGGGCCUGCCGCCGGGCGUUUUAGCAUCUUUGGAUGGGGGAGGGCCGGCGGCGGCGGCGCUGAGGAUUGGUAGCCCGAUGAUGUUUUUGAGGAGGGGAAGUGUGCAAUUUGAUGGCAUGGGGUUAGGAUCUAAGAAAUGA